Acaulospora colombiana is the source of this 3903-nucleotide messenger RNA. The record is from the annotation of a GenBank genome assembly. Lineage: Eukaryota; Fungi; Glomeromycota; Glomeromycetes; Diversisporales; Acaulosporaceae.
AUGUCGAGGAAGGCCGACGAAUCCGAAAAGCUCGCCAAUGCUGUCGAUACAACGAUAAUGGGGGCAAAGAUAAUGAAAGAAGCAACGCAAGUGAGCCCUUUCCUAGCACCGUUGAAGGCGGUAGCGGUCGAGUUGAUCCGAGUGCUAGAGGCUGUUCAGGCAGAGAGAAUGCAGAAGCGUCACCAGGAUCUGUUAAGACAAUGCAUCCAACAGCGGAUCAAGGAGCUCACGGAACUAGAGAGCAGCGACGGUUUGCGUGACCUGGCGAAUACUUACCGAGGGCGGUUACAAGAGAUCUUAGAGAAGAUGGACAUAUCUCCUAUCCCGAAGAGCAAACGGAAGUGGCGGAAAAUUUCCGCUAAGAGUGGAGAAGACAUCAAGUCUAUAGAUCAAGAACUAAGGUACUGGUACGAUGAUUUUAUGAUGAAAUUGGCACAAAGAACCAUCGAAGUCAACCGAGUCAACGAGGAAUACUCGGCAAUCAGAAGUCUCAAGACGGUAUCAGCAAAUGGAGACAUCCAUGGCAUUUGCAUGGAAGGGACUCGUCUCCAAAUCCUACAAGAAAUAAACGAAUGGAAGCACGCUAACGAUGCCCCCCAAAUCCUUUGGCUAUGCGAUGUGGCUGGAGCAGGAAAGUCGACCGUAGCAAAACAAUUGGUUGAAGCGUGGAAGGAGGAAAGUGGCUUUGCUGGAUGCUUCUUCUUCUCGAGAGAUGUGGAGGAAACACAAACAGCUAAAUAUUUCUUUAGUACAAUUGCUCAGCAAGGAGUGUCUCGCCUCAGUUCAAAAACUCAAACUGCUGUAGUGAAGGGCAUCCAUAAAAUCUCCGAUCCAGUAUCAGCUACUCUAGAGGAACAAUGCUGUGCUAUUUUUACCGAGCCACUUGAGGCCUUUGAGCAGCCCACAAUCCUUGUUCUUGAUGCCUUUGACGAAUGCGAGCCUCACACCGGACAAAAGCUUCUGGGCAUUCUGCUACAGCAACUAACUCACCUUCCUCAUCUCAAACUAUUCGUGGCCAGCAGGCCUGAACCGCAUAUUGAGGGAUUAUUACUAAAAGACCACUCCCCACAGAGAAUGUCUCUUCGUGAAGACCGCGCUUCGAAUUGUCAUGAUGUUGAAUGCUAUAUGCGACAGCAGUUACAUGAUCAAGGUCUGGAGGGGGAACAAAUCGACGCCCUGAUUACGCGGGCAGAUGGAUUGUUCAUUUGGGCCAGUACGGUCUGCAGCCUAUUCCAGGAGCCCUGCGAUCCAACAGAACUUCUUCAUGUUAUACUUUCUCAAUCGAUCCCCAAGAUGGACACCAUUUACCAUAUUGUACUUUCCCGGGCCUUAGGGAAGGAUCCAGUAGAAACAUGUGAAGCAGCCUACUUCAACGUGCUCAAGCUAAUUGUCGUGGCUUACAUACCUAUCUCCCCAAAUACUGUCGAUGAUUUACUAGAGGCUAGGUAUUCAAUGAAAGUCGUUAGCAGGUUAGGAAGUGUACUGGAAUGCCGUGGCCCAGAUCAGCCGAUACGAUUCCUACAUUCCACAUUCCGCGAGUUCUUGCUAACCGAAGAAAUCGAUUUUGCUCGUGCACAUUACUUUAUGAGCAAGAAAUGCCUUACUGUUAUGAAGAAACAUCUCGAAUACGACACUUAUAGGCUCUUAGACUGCGUAUAUCGCAAGAAAGGGCCCCGCAAGAUUGAUCUUUCUCGCCUCUCACCUGUGACAAUUGGAACUCAGAAGAACUGGUCUUCCGAUGUUGUCGUAAAGACACAUAAGAUCAAAGUCUUUCGAUGUUCACAAUUCGAUGCAGUAGCCGCAGCAGGAGGAAGCGAAGACGGAGUAGCUAUUGUAUCCCUCUGGAGCCUGGAUUCUGCUGACGGUGUCACUUCACCACACCCCUGCGGAACUCGUGACUGUGAGGUCAUUCAUGUAUCAUUUCACGAAGGAAACGAGUUGCGAACAGGAUGUGCAUGCGGGUGGCUUUAUAUUUGGGAGAUAUCCAAUAAUCACCUGGAAAUGAGUGAGAACCCGCCCUGGUCAACUGGCCGCGAAGUGCAAUUGUGGGCAGACGAUGGGAACAAAGCCCUUUCUAUGAUUCUAGUUGAUACCGAAUAUCCACUUGGUUCUCCGAGGAGGUGCUGCAUUUCAGUUCGAGGUCUAUCUGACAUGACCCAGGAACUUGGCACAAUCCCAGGGUUCAUAACAAACAAAAGAGGGAUAGCUACAUUCCACGGAUGUAUAUGGAUCUUUUCACCGCAAGGGGGGCAUAGUAUUGCCUACUGGGGGUCGGAAAUCAGAGUCUGGGAUACUCUUUCAGGUCAGAAAUUGUUCAGUAGAUCACCCCCUAUCAAGUCCUGCGACCUACUGUCCCUUCACUUCUCACCGGAUGCCCAAUAUAUUAUCUACGGUUCUAGAACUUCUAUUUGCUUUAUGUCUGCGAAAACUGGGGAUCUAGUAUGGAAAAAACCUCUACUUAAUAUAACGGGUCAUAAUUUUGGCUACCGUUCAGAGCAAGAUGAAGAGUGGGCUGCUACAGAUGAAGGCAGUGGCCUAGGAAGCUCAAAUGAUCUUUCAGCGGAUCAUGAGGCUAAGAUUCCACCGGAUUCUGUCCUAUUAUCUAUUCUGAGCACAAGCACGGCAGACCUAUUGUCACCUACCUAUUUCAACGGGUACGGUCUCUUUGCACGAUAUAAAGAUUCAGAAAAGAAAGGCAUAGGAGCCAUAAUUCGAGAAUAUAUCAACCGAGGUGCGAUCCAACUGGAGUCUACAGGAAUUCGUGAGGUUGAAGAUUAUACGGAUAAAUCCUCAGUUCUACCGAUCUUCACCAGCGAUUCUAUUACAUUCCGUUUUCCACAGUCAAAUCAAGAGCAUAAUGAAUGCGUCACUGGAGAGUUACCAGAAGUCUCAAAGUUUUCUCUAUCUUCUGAUGGUCUUUAUCUUUUGACGACACAUACACAACGGGGUAUUGGGAGAAAAUGCAGCAGUGACGCAGCCGCUUUGGCAGCUACUUUGACGGCCGUCUGGGCAGCCGUUUUGGCAAGCAUUGCUGAAUUAAUGGGGACAGGUGAUGUUGCCCUAACAAUUGCCAACCUGUUUUUCAAUACACUGCAUUUUUUCCAAGUGCCCCGCCAUGAUACGAACACGUACAACCAAGCUUACUUGCAGGGAAGCAACCUCAAAAGGCCGGUACGCGUGGAAAGCGAGUGUCCGUUCAAGUUAGAAGAGGACCAUUACAUAGAGUUUGCGCCAGAUUCGUCGACCGCAAUUAUUUGGGACGCUCAUAGACUAUACUUUGUGGACAUGGAAACGGCCCGGUCCACCUCUCCACCAAUAUCAGGGAAGCUCGUCAUGGAGCUCCCCGAUGUAUUCGCACUAUUCCACCAUGCAACAAAGUCAAACAAGUUGGUGUAUCUCCAUCAGAACGAUUCAUACCCGGAUUUCGAUAGUUCAUUCGUUGGGUUUGGCUUUGGAUCAAAUGGAUGCUCUAUAUGUGCUGCAACGACCGGUUUUUGGGAGGAAGGGGGAAUCAUCGUUUCGUCAGUUUUUCACGUGAAGAUAUCUGAUGACAGCCCACAACUCAAUGGAGUCAGUGGUCCAUUACCCAGGCCCGACGAGGCCCCAAUCUCCUCACAAACUAUCAGAGUCAACGAACAAAACAUAUUCUCACUGAUGUUUGAUCCGGAGCAUGACAGAACGGCCCCUUUGUUUUGGAACCCUUCAAACGGAAAAGGGGUCAACGUGGCUGCACUUUAUAUGAUGGGUAACCAAUUACAUUAUGGCAAGUAUAUGAUAUUAGGAUUACCUGACGUCGACGAAAUCCCUCGUCCAAUGGUCACAGGGACCAAUCGCAUUGCAUAUCUGAACAAUAAGGGAAAGGUGGUUGUCAUCGAUUGUUCCCUUCUCAUAGAAAAUGUGUAA